Durusdinium trenchii is the source of this 1688-nucleotide messenger RNA. The record is from the annotation of a GenBank genome assembly. Lineage: Eukaryota; Dinophyceae; Suessiales; Symbiodiniaceae.
AGUGCGUGUUCCUCCCUCUUCGAGUCGUGACGCGGCGCGGCGAAACGUGGAACGUACGAGUUCCAUGGCGCUGGGAGAUUGGGACGAAGUUGCUGUGGGCAAGUAUGUGUAUUGGAGCAACGUCCAAGAUGAUGUUCCGCUGGCAGAUCUGGGAGAGGUGCUUUCAGCAGAUGGUUCCAAUCGCGUGGUUCGCUUUGCGAAGAAAGAAGUGAAAGACAAGGUUUGGAUGUUCAGGCUUGCUGACAUUCAGAAAGAGACCUUUGUCCAUGCAGUUGUUGACGGCGUGUCUCCUCAUUCAGUUGGACUCGUGAGGGAACUGAAGGGUGGUCAACUGUUGGUUCACAUCGAAGGCAAUGGGCUGACGGCAAACCGGACGGAUCUGCUGAAAAGCCAACUACAGCCUGGUUCACGUGUGCGUUGGACUAUCAGUAGUGACGACAUACCACGAGGUGAGCUUGGCGAAGUUCUCCUGGACGUGAAUGCCUACAGCGACAUCAAGGUGAAGUUCUCGGCUGGAGAGUUUCGAAUGAGGUACUCUGAGAUGGUCUUGGCUUCGGAGUGUGGUAACAGCAUCACAGUGGGCCAGUAUGUGUAUUGGAGCAAUGUACAAGAUGGUGUUCCGCUGGGAGAUCUGGGAGAGGUGCUUUCGGCAGAUGGUUCCAAUCGCGUGGUUCGCUUUGCGAAGAAAGAAGUGAAAGACAAGGCGUGGAUGUUCAGGCUUGCAGAGAUUCAGAAAGAUGCAUUUGUGCACGCUACAACAAGUGGCAUACCACCUGAUGCAGUUGGAGUGGUGAAGGAUUUGAAAGACGGUCACUUGCUGGUUCACAUUGAGGGCAAUGGGCUGACGGAACACCGAACCAAUUUGCUGAACAGCUCCCUACAGCCUGGUUUACGAGUCCGCUGGACCAAGAGCGAUGAACAAAUCCCUCGUGGUCAUGUUGGAGAAGUCCUUGCGGACGUGAAUGCCUACAGCGAUGUGAAGGUGAAGUUUCCCUUCGGUGAGUUUCGACUGAGAUACUCCGAGAUGACGCAGGCGCCGCUCUCGGCGAUCCCCGAGGAGCCCUUGGCCAAGCUGAAGCGGAUCUUCAACGACUUCCGUGGUGGGCGACUUCCGGUGGAGGAUUUCGUGGACAUAUUGAAGCGGCUGGGCUUCGCCGAGACCGACGGCCUCGACUUGUCGAGCCAACUCCCUCGCGGCAAAGAUGGCACCUGCAGCGGGAAGGAUUUCAUUUCGUACCUCUUUCCACGCUGAAGGCAGUUCGCUGACGGUUCUCAGCGCCAAAGUUCGCAGGUGUUUGAAGAGCACAGACCAACAGACUGGCUGUCUGUUGAACAUGUAGCAACGCGGUUUGGGCCCAUGCUUGACGUGUUUUUCGGAGCUGGUCUUGAUGUGGUUCGGUGUCCUACGUUGGUUCCAAUAGUCGGCUGAACAUUGCUUGAUAGAGGGAUUGAACUUGGAUUUGUUUCAAUAGUUUUGGUAGAGCCUUGAGGAUUCAAACCGCUGAAAGUCCUCCACGCAAACCUUGUGCGGUUGGGCCUUUUGUUGAGAGGAUCAUUGGACCAAAGUCGUCCGAUUAGACUCAGUCCGUUUGAAGAAGUCUCAUAUGGUAGCUAUCCAGAUUCAGAAAGGCUAGGGACGAGCCUUCUAGCUCUCAGAGAGUACUUGAAGCCAUUUUUAUGAAUGGUAG